UGACGCGUGGGAGGGGGGAAAGGGGUUGUAUACAAAUUCAAUACGGUGAAUAUUUGCCCGCCAGAACGUGUCAGGCAGCGGAGUUGAGCACGCUGCUGUGUUGUAUGUAAUUACAUGGUUAGAACGCUACUUCUUCUAGAAACUUGUUGAUUGGAUUACAAGAACUUUAAGAAUUCGUUAACCUUUUAGAGAAUAAUAUUGCUGUAGCAUGACCGAGACAAGCCCACAAUCAAGCUCGCGUCAAGACAAACCGAGUACGCAGUUAGAAAUCACAAAAGAGUUGCUGGAGGGCUUCUUGUACGGAAAGAAAAGAGCCCAAUUCGUCGACGUCCAUUCUGGAGAAUCAAAGAAGAGAAGAUGGACAGGUCGUGAAGACGGAAGCAAUCGAAAAAUCCAGUCUCUAUGGUGUGAAGAAUGCUGUAAACAUAUACAGGGCGAAUGUCCUAUCCACCACACAUCGAAACCAAAACUCACAUACGCUGUGGGCUCGUUUCCGCCGGAAGUUCGUUUAUGCACUUCAAGUAUUCCAGAAUACACGUACGGCGCGUGCGCUGGAAAACAGAUGCCACGUGGUACAUGGAUAGGACCGUACGAAGGAAGGCGAGUGUACUCAAGUCAGAUCCCAAGCGACAAAGAUAAUGUUUAUAUUUGGGAGAUUUACGAGAACGGUCAGUUCUCCCACUUUCUAGACGGCAGUGAUGAAAAUAUAUCCAGUUGGAUGAGGUUCAUUCGUUGUGCUCGAUAUAAAGCAGAACAGAACAUGUCGGUUAUUCAAUAUGGUAAAAACAUCUACUACUACGCCAUACGUGAUAUCGAGGUUGGUGAUGAGAUGCUUGUAUGGUAUCAUGAAUGUUACUAUCAAUUCUGGGGUGUUCCUCUGGUGUUAGCACACGAACUGGACGCACAGAAUGGUCCUCCCAUACCACCUGCCAUUUUGCAACCAGUGCUAAAGGACGCAGCUCCUACAUCGCAACAAAACCAAGGGCCACAUUCUGCUCCUGCUGUUACGUCACCACAUUCAGCUAAGCCAUACAGGUCACCAGGUAUCCUGCAACAAUAUGCUCCCCAUAAAUCGUUCCAGUUUCCAAAACAGAUUCCACGAUCAAUUCCAUCAAAAGGAAAUUCACUGCCAACUAAAUUAUCAUAUUCCCCAGUUUCUGUACCAAUGCAAGCCCAGCCAGAUACAUCUGUAUCACCUGCACAGCAUCAUCAACCACAAAUUACCCUACCCUAUCCACCAGUAUCCCCUGUUCCACGGCCAUAUUUACCCCCAAAUGUUCCAGCGCCAUAUCCACAAUUACCGAAAAGUAGCAUCCCUCAUCCACAAUCAGCAGUGAAGAUAAGUACACAUUAUCCUGCGAUGGCACCUCAAUCCACGCCAUACACAUACCCACCACAAUCAGGAUAUCCACCAGUACCACCAGGUACUAUUCUCUAUCAACCAUCAUCAACCCAUUAUCAAGUUGUACCUUCUCCAGGAACACCACAGGAUUCGUUUCUUGCGCGACAAAGACAAAUAGCCCAUUCAAUGGGACCACCAAGUUCACACAUUGCUCGUACAUCCCCCUCAGAUAAGCCUUCUCACAGCUCAAUUGCCGUCAGCGAAACACAACGGGCACCCACAAGCCCUCAAAAACAAGUAGCCGUCCAAAUACCACAACAAUUUCCCCCAGAAUCAAGAGUACGACAGGAAUCAUCUUCUUCCCAAAGUUCACACGCCAGCCAGCAGCCCAUCAGCCACCAAAGUCCAUGCGCAGACCAGCAAACGACCAUUCAGAGUUCACGUAGACAAAGAGUUCGGGCAUACUACGAAACUGACGGCUACGCAAGCCGUGCUGCCGAGAGAUCGUCGAUGUCACCAGAGACAGACCAAUGGACGACAGGAGAAGUAAAGGAAAAUAUGCCAUUAGGUGGAACAAAAGAUUAUGACGCAGUCUUAGAUUCGCAGCAAAAAAAUACCAAAUAUCCACAAACGUUGAAGGCAACUCCGCUGCAAAAUCUGACCCCAUCUAUCCACAACAACCGACUAGAAAGCGAGCCACCAGACAAACAGCACAAUCAAGUCUCCUCAACCGUAAGGAACGUCAAAGAUCAAGACAUCUCCUGGACUUGUGGACAAUGUGGAGUGAUGUUCGCCCAACAAGUCACCUUAAGGAUGCACGUCUGUUCGAAGGCACCAGAGAACCCCUUUCACUGCGGACAUUGUUCAAACACGUUUUCAACAUCUUCAGAAUUGCGUGAGCAUGUUGUAACUCAUAGUACCGAGCGACCGUUCAAAUGCGGAUUCUGCGGUCGGUCGUUCGCAGGCGCAACAACAUUGGGAAACCAUAUGAGAACUCAUACUGGUCAGCGGCCUUACGAAUGCAAAGUUUGUGGACAAACAUUCGCAAUAGCAACCCAGCUUAGUCGCCAUCUUCGGCCGCCUAGUGCAUGCGGGCUGAGACAGAAAGAAGUCGGCGAUUAUAACCAACCUGUCGACAUUACAGUUGAGCAGUGAAAAAUUUAUAAAAUGGUCUGAAUUGGUAUUUCAGUUGUACUUACCGCAUUGCCAUUGGUGGAGCGUCAAAGUCGCGUGACUCCAUGAACAAGAACAUUGCCAGGAUUUGAGAUCGAAAAAUUCUGUUGGUAGUUCUUCCAAGGCAACAAAACAGUUCAAAACUGAAUCACGGUGAACGUUGCCGCUCAUGAGAGACCUUGGCAGUGUUUUCAUCAGCACGAAUGGAGCAAGCAACUUAAUUUACAAGUUGCUCUACAAUCAAACAUGAUUUCUUUUCACGUUACUGCCACGCGCACACCAGAAAAGUGUGACGACUCGGCUUCGCGUCAUCACUCACCUGUCAAGGUUCCUUGCAAGCAACCGUGAAAAAAAACGUUGUGAAUAAGCACACUCUCGCAAUAAAUUAUAUCAUUUUUUACAAACUCGUCGAAACUUGAAUCAUUUUAUUGUAUAUAAUAAUACUUUAUUUAAUGUUUGUUUUAUGUUUGUUUUAUGUUGGCAGGUGUAGCCGCCACAUGAAUUUAGGCCUACUUAAGAAGCCUUUUAAAGAGUGUAAUAUAUUUAAUAUUUUACAUUUGAUGUAGAUAUUUUUGCACAGCUUUUUAUAUAUAAAAAUAAACACAAUGUGAUCAUCAAAAAG
Molecule: messenger RNA, 3137 nt
Organism: Dendronephthya gigantea
Lineage: Eukaryota; Metazoa; Cnidaria; Anthozoa; Malacalcyonacea; Nephtheidae
Product: putative histone-lysine N-methyltransferase PRDM6
Exons: 6
Coding region: 209-2497 (762 amino acids)
Cellular component (GO): nucleus
Molecular function (GO): protein binding
Source: RefSeq, a predicted model, not a curated record